GAAAAGAACUGAGAAAUUAUUGUAGGAAGUCGUGUUCGUACCGUUUGUUCGAUUGCGUCUUAUUGCCAAUUGAAAUUGAUUAACAAUAUUGUGGAAUUACAUAAACGAGCCUUUCUCCUCCGAAUAAAUAAAAAAAAAUUAGUGAUUAAAGUGAUUUCCAAAAAAAGGAUAAAUUUGAGUGCAACGAGAAUAAAGAAUUUAUUCCCAAGCUGGAUUUCUAACAUUUUUUUUACACCGGCUGACACAAAGUGAGUUUACUCCAAAAUAAAAAAAAAAGCAUCUGACAAGUGUAAUUAAAAAUAAUAAUUUUUGUGUUUUUGUUUUAAACGCAAUAUCUGUGAUAUUUGUUUUUGUUUAAAUAAAUUAUUAAGAAAUUUAAAAGUUAAAAAAAAGUGACAUAGGUGGAUUGUGUGGGUCUAUGUAGUUGAAGUGGAUCAGGUGAUGACUUGUACAUUUUAAUAUAUAUAUAUAUACACAUACAUUUCAAAAGUGAUUGUCGUAUGGAAAAAUACCGGCUUUCCAGUUUCUGCCCUUUUUUUGUUGCCAAAGCACAAAAAAUCGCCUGACAAGAAAGAAAAUUGACAAAAGGGAAAUUGAAUUAAAAAUCAUGGACCCUCCAAUUACUCGCUCUGACUCACGCCUUCCAAAAACUACAUCAAUCAUUGAUGACUACGAAAUCAGUAAUCAUGUUCUAGGCUUGGGUAUCAAUGGAAAAGUGGUGCAAUGUUACGACAGAAAAACGAGAGAAAAAUAUGCACUCAAGGUUUUACACGACUGUGUGAAGGCGAGAAGAGAAGUUGAGUUACAUUGGAGGGCAUCAAAUUGUAGACAUAUUGUUCAAGUUAAAGACGUUUAUGAAAAUUCAUAUAGUGGAAAUAAAUGUUUACUGGUAGUUAUGGAAUGUAUGGAAGGUGGAGAACUUUUCCAAAGGAUACAAGACAGACAAGACGGACAAGAUGGAGCUUUCACAGAACGAGAAGCAGCACAGAUAAUGUACGAAAUUUGUGUGGCUGUUAAACACCUUCACGACAUGAAUAUUGCUCAUCGCGAUCUCAAACCAGAAAACCUGUUAUAUUCAAAACCAGAUAGUUUAGGAAUUUUAAAAUUGACCGAUUUUGGAUUUGCGAAGGAAACACAUUUGAAAGACACACUUCAAACGCCUUGUUACACACCCUAUUAUGUCGCGCCUGAAGUUUUGGGUCCAGAUAAAUAUGACAAAAGCUGCGAUAUAUGGUCUUUGGGAGUAAUUAUGUAUAUAUUAUUAUGUGGAUUUCCACCGUUCUAUAGUAAUCAUGGAUUGGCAAUAUCGCCAGGAAUGAAGAAACGAAUAACAUUAGGUCAGUAUGAUUUUCCAGCUCCUGAAUGGUCCCACGUCAGCACAGAAGCUCGAGAUCUUAUCAAAGGAAUGCUGUGCACUGAUCCAGCUCAAAGGCUACAAAUUGCCGAAGUAAUGCGCAACAAAUGGAUCUCUAAACACACGGAAGUUCCAGCAACGCCUUUACAUACAGGACGAGUUUUAAGAGAGGGUGAGGAACUUUGGCCGGAAGUUCAAGAAGAAAUGACACGUUCCUUAGCGACAAUGCGAGUUGAUUACGAUACAGCUAAUUUAAAACAAUUGGAUAAUACAAAUAAUCCACUUUUAAAUAAACGAAGACGAGCAAAACAAACGGCACCAGUUCCUCCGGCAGCAAAUGUGAGUCCAGCUUCCUAGGGGGAGGUUCAAAAUUCAUCGAAUUCAAAAUGGAUUCAUUUUUUAAGACGAUGCAUCAAAUGCAUCAUUUUUGUUAUAAGAAUCGUAUUCUGAUUUCUAUUUUAUUUUUUUUUCGUAUUUUAUUUUUGGUUACGAAGACUAUAAACUGCCGAUGAAAAGCUUUAAAGCAACAAAAAGAGAGAUGUAAGUACUAUAUAUUCUUGUCGAAAAAAAAAACCUUCUCUUUAAUAUUUGAAAUUAUUUUUUAAAAAUAGAAUUUUCGAAAAUCAAAUAAUUUAUUUCAUUAAUGGAAUCUAUUGAUUAUUAUAUUUUAAAGAUAAAUUUAAUUUUCAAGUUUAAUUAUUUAAAUAAAUAAUUAUUAUUAAUUAAUUUAAUAAUAAUUUUAAUUAAUAAUUAAACGAUAGAUUUAUAAUUCUGUCCUUAUAGAGAUUUUUGGAAGUGCCUAAACUGGAUGAUCUAUAUACAGCGACAGAUUUUAAUAUUAUAAAGAAAUUAGAUUUGUUCACGAAAAAAAAAAAAAAAAACGCUUGUCAUCAUUGUGCUACUUAAAUAUAUCAUCGUAUAAGUAAAACUUAAAUUGUACAUUGAGAUUAAAACAGAAAUUGCUCUAUAUAAUAAUAUGCUAUGCAUACGAAUAUAUAAUUUUUAAAUCACGUCAAAAAAUUAAAAAUUACAGGAAAUUAAGAACAAAUUAGUCACAAACUGUAAUAAUUAUUCGAAAUUAAUUUUUCA
Molecule: messenger RNA, 2443 nt
Organism: Leptopilina boulardi
Lineage: Eukaryota; Metazoa; Arthropoda; Insecta; Hymenoptera; Figitidae
Gene: MAPk-Ak2
Product: MAP kinase-activated protein kinase 2
Exons: 9
Coding region: 608-1711 (367 amino acids)
Biological process (GO): protein autophosphorylation; peptidyl-serine phosphorylation; intracellular signal transduction
Cellular component (GO): cytoplasm; nucleus
Molecular function (GO): calmodulin binding; ATP binding; calcium/calmodulin-dependent protein kinase activity
Source: RefSeq, a predicted model, not a curated record